AUGCAUUUCAUUUGGGCGUCGUUUUUGCGGGAGUGGGAAGACACAGGCGAGGGUAGACCACCGUGGGUUCCUCCGGAGGUGUUGUGCAGUAAUUGCUUAACGGGUGUCACGGCCGGAUACCCUGGGACGACGUGGGACUUGAGCAUCGGUCACUUCACUCAAGUGAUGUGGGAAAAAAGCACAGGCCUAGCAUGCGCCCGGACUACAGGCUGCACCGGAUGGAACCAACUGUUCUGCCUCUACAGCCCUCCAGGCAAUUACGAGGGCGAGGCGCCUUUCUCGGAGGCGGUGUGGAAGUCCAUCAAGAAGCGCGACGGUCUCUCUGGCGCCAUGGCUCUCGCGCCGGUCAGCACAGGCGCAUUGGCUGUCGCAGCUGGUGCAUUGCUGCACGUCCUCGUUGCGUAA
Besnoitia besnoiti is the source of this 405-nucleotide messenger RNA. RefSeq names its product SCP family extracellular subfamily protein. The transcript has 4 exons. Gene Ontology annotation, cellular component: extracellular region. Lineage: Eukaryota; Apicomplexa; Conoidasida; Eucoccidiorida; Sarcocystidae. The coding region runs from base 1 to 405 and encodes 134 amino acids. The record is from RefSeq and is a predicted model, not a curated record.